CGCAUAUCCAGCGAUAGCGAUCUGAUUCUCCUUGUUACAUGCUGUUUGCACUCCCCAGAGCCUCAUUCCAUCCAGUAACAUUCCCCGAGAUCCGAUUCUCGAGUUCAAAUCACACAUCGUUUCUUCCUCUUAUAUAUUGUCAUACUCGCCUGCGAGACGUGCCUGUCUUAGGUAUAUUGAUUACACUGAUGCCUCACAUAGUUCGUUGAGCGAAACUGGACCUUCUUAGACAGGCAGAAAGGGUUACAGUACUGGCUCUGCCAACGCUGCCAGUUACCCUAGAGGCAAAUCGACGGUCUUUUGUCAGAAAUUCUCGACGAAAGGCAGGCCCCCAGCUGCUACCUCGCUACUCUCGCUCGACUAUCCCUCCGAGACAGACUCAGGGGCCAAGACUCCAUUCUUGCUAUCAUGGCAUCCGGGAAGGAUAGUGCGGACACUAAGCCCAAGAUUGUCCUACACUGGCUGGAAGUGUCUCGUUCUCACCGGAUUUUAUGGCUUCUCGAAGAGAUCGGGAUCCCCUAUGAAUUGAAACUGUACAAAAGAACUGCAGCAGGUCUUGCUCCCCCUGAGCUGAAACAAGUCCACCCUCUCGGCAAAUCACCCGUGGUGACGAUUCUGCCCCAUGGUGCCACUGAGCCCAUCGUGUUGGCAGAGUCUGCCGCCAUCGCCGAGUAUCUAUGUGAUUAUUACGGCAAGUGGUUGACGCCUCCAAGAUAUGUGGAUGGUAAGGAAGGACAGAUUGGCGGCGAAUCAGAAUCCUGGAUCAGGUUUCGAAUGCUCAUGAAUUAUGCCGAGGGGAGCUUGAUGCCGAUAAUGCUUCUAGCAUUGGUCGUGCAAAAAAUCAGGAACGCAUCGGUUCCGUUCUUCAUCAAGCCAAUCACUAAUGGAGUUGCCAACAAAAUCGACAGCGGCUUCGUCACGCCCAGUUUAAUUACGCACUACGACUUCCUGGAACAGCAACUGAAAACCUCUCCGGGUAACGGUGAAUUCUUCUGUGGCAAGGAUCUGACAGCAGCAGAUAUGAUGUUGUCGUUUCCCCUCGAAGCCGGACAAACGAGGUCGGGUAUGAGCCCAGAAAACUACCCGUUGAUAUGGGCAUGGGUGGAACGCAUUCAUCAACAAGAUGCCUACAAGAGAGCUACCAAGAAGAUCGUGGACAUUGACCGCUCCUUCACCACGGGCUUCUAGCUGCCAUUGGUUCAGUCGAUUUUGUCGACAUUUCCACCAUUCAAAGCAUGGCAAGAUGCUGACCGGAUGAUCGACUUGCGUUGUGGAAGAUCUGAAGUUACGACUGGCCUUCCUUGGGGUCUGGGAGGCAACCACAACAGUGAGGGGAUCGGGAAUGAGGGCCAAUCUCACAUGCUCUACCACCUCUUUACCAAUAGAUCAAUGUUAGCAACCACUUUUGGGGGCCAGCUGAUUCCAGCUCGCUUGUCUGCUUAUGUAGUCCAUAGCUACGCCAUCGACGUUCGUAAGGCCCAUUCCAGCAGUUC
Messenger RNA from Exophiala mesophila, 1493 nucleotides. RefSeq lists its product as uncharacterized. The transcript has 3 exons. The coding region runs from base 409 to 1188 and encodes 259 amino acids. NCBI's taxonomy places the organism in Eukaryota, Fungi, Ascomycota, Eurotiomycetes, Chaetothyriales, Herpotrichiellaceae. The record is from RefSeq and is a predicted model, not a curated record.